CAUCAGUGUUCAACGUGUCUUAGAAAUGCAUACCAUCCACUGAGAACAGAUAUUUCUUUCCGAACGAAUAGAAUCUCCAAAACGGCCAAUUGACCAUUCAACUAUACAAGACAUCAGUUGCCAAUACAAGCAAUGCCUUCCCUUCGGCUACCUACCCAUUCCGCCUUUAUUAGGGCGUGUGCUCGACGCUCUGGAGCAGCACCCCGCACCAUAUCCAUGACGGUUACCCGGCAGUACCACCAGACCGGCAGUCACCUCGCGUACAAAGACGACCAAGACCGCGAGACGCUCAGGCCCCGGCCCAACGACGGCACCAAGAGCGGGUCAGACUCGGACGUGGCCGACACGGGCGCGGCCUACGACCCCAAGACGACAGAUCCCGUCGAGGCUGGGAAGUCGGUCGACCGGGAGAGCGGCGGGAACCCGCUCGAGGCAAGCGGCGCCAACCAGGAGUUCUCGCAGCCGCACAACCCGGAGGAGGCCACCGAGAGGAGGAACAAGACGACGCACAGCGCCGGAGGCAAGCAGAAGAAGCAUGGCAAGACCACGACAGAGGGAGCGUGAUUGAGAGGAGAGGAAAAGGCUGGUUGCAGAUUGGGGGUGUUUAAGCCGCGUUAUCGGGGGCUGUACAAAUUCUGUCUGUGAACAUAUGACGACGACGAUAGUGCGGGCAUGAUAAAGAAGGACUAGAGCGUGAAGUCCAAAAGUCUUGUUCAUAAUUCAUAUCUUGUUUCAUUGAAUUUUGCAAGCCAUCAAGCGCCUCACCAGAUUAAUAGCUCCCGCAAAGGAGCGGCGCAAAUCAAAUUACCCAGU
Canariomyces notabilis is the source of this 813-nucleotide messenger RNA. RefSeq lists its product as uncharacterized. The transcript has a single exon. The coding region runs from base 133 to 564 and encodes 143 amino acids. The record is from RefSeq and is a predicted model, not a curated record. NCBI's taxonomy places the organism in Eukaryota, Fungi, Ascomycota, Sordariomycetes, Sordariales, Chaetomiaceae.